AUGGCAACGACAAAGCCUAUAACUAUGCUCGUGGCGCGCAGUCGUCCAGCAUCUACUUUCACAGCUUCAACAAUUCGCACCUUUACACCCGUCGCACCCAGAGCAACUUUCUCAACUUCUCAAUUCCGAGGCGCCACCCCAUCUGGACCUCCGCCGCCGGGCUUCAGACUGCCAAAACCUGUAAGAUGGGACCAGAGUAAGGAGAGCACCAUGGAUAAGGCGGGGAAAUACUUUCUCAUGUCGGAGAUGUUCCGGGGCAUGUAUGUGGUACUGGAACAAUACUUUAGACCUCCAUACACAAUUUAUUAUCCUUUCGAGAAGGGUCCAAUUUCUCCGCGAUUCAGAGGCGAGCACGCUUUACGAAGAUAUCCUUCAGGAGAAGAACGAUGCAUUGCUUGCAAGCUUUGCGAAGCUAUUUGUCCUGCACAAGCUAUUACUAUCGAAGCGGAGGAGCGUGAAGAUGGAAGCCGCAGAACAACCCGCUACGAUAUCGAUAUGACAAAGUGUAUCUACUGUGGUUUUUGCCAGGAGAGUUGUCCAGUCGAUGCUAUUGUGGAGUCACCAAACGCCGAAUACGCUACAGAGACGAGAGAGGAGUUAUUGUACAACAAGGAGAAGUUACUGGCUAAUGGAGACAAGUGGGAGCCGGAAUUGGCAGCAGCAGCCAGAGCUGAUGCGCCAUAUAGAUAA
Sclerotinia borealis F-4128 is the source of this 690-nucleotide messenger RNA. Lineage: Eukaryota; Fungi; Ascomycota; Leotiomycetes; Helotiales; Sclerotiniaceae. The record is from the annotation of a GenBank genome assembly.